AUGAAAGAAUCAAAACCGAUGAAAACUCCUUUGGAUGGCAAUAACAAACUCUCGAUAGAAGAUGCACUGAAAACAAACGAAGAAAUCAAUGAAAUGAGAAACGUGCCCUAUCAGUCACUCAUCGGAGCACUGAUAUAUUUAGUGGUAUCAACAAGGCCGGACAUAGCCUACACGAUUAGUGUUCUCAGUCAAUUUAAUGUGAAUCCAGGAAGAAUGCACUGGGUUGCAGCAAAGCGCGUUUUGCGUUAUCUUCGAAGUACCUCAGAUCAUGGAUUGACCUUCAAAAAAACUCAAGAAAAGCUGAUUGGAUUCGUUGACGCCGACUGGGCUAGUGAUAUCGACGGUAGCUUUUCUCACACCGGAGUUGUCUUCAAAUUAGCAGAUGCAGUAGUUACUUGGGAAGCUCAAGAACGCGCUGAACCAACCAUCGUCUAUUGUGAUAAUCAAGGAGCGCAGAAGUUAAUGCGAAAUCCAAUUUAUCAUUCACGCUCGAAGCAUAUUGAUAUAAAAUAUCACUAUGUGAGGGAAGUCUACAAAAAUGGAGACAUUGACGUCAAGUUCUUAGCCAGCAGCAACAUGAUCGCAGAUGUUUUCACCAAGGAACUCUUCGAACCAAGUCACAAAAAGUGCAUCGAAGGAUUUUGA
This is a messenger RNA of Leptopilina heterotoma, 645 nucleotides long. Its product is annotated as secreted RxLR effector protein 161-like. The coding region runs from base 1 to 645 and encodes 214 amino acids. Lineage: Eukaryota; Metazoa; Arthropoda; Insecta; Hymenoptera; Figitidae. The record is from RefSeq and is a predicted model, not a curated record. The transcript is spliced from 2 exons.